This is a messenger RNA of Dicrocoelium dendriticum, 690 nucleotides long. The record is from the annotation of a GenBank genome assembly. NCBI's taxonomy places the organism in Eukaryota, Metazoa, Platyhelminthes, Trematoda, Plagiorchiida, Dicrocoeliidae.
AUGAAUGAGGCUCAUAAGAUGAAGGCCGGCAACAUCAUUCUGAUUACCGGUAAACCAGGCUCGGGGAAAACUACUUUGAUUUCUCGUCUUUGCCAAUUGCUUGCCAAUCAUGACAGAAUUUCCGUUACUGGGUUUGUGACGAAAGAGCUUCGUGAUCAGAAUUCCAAUCAUCGAAUUGGCUUCGAUGUUAUUCAGCUUUGUGAUGCCGCCGGACAAACUUUGAAUCAAUCAAACAGAGCUCCACUGGCCCGAGUUGCUGCCCAUGCACCAAAUCUACCCAGAAAUGCUCCUCGGGUUGGAUCCUAUUUGGUCGAUUUGGCAUCCUUUGAGCGGUUAGCACUUCCUUGUUUAGAGUCCUGUCGUGCCGCUCUGGAAGAUCAAAACUCCCACUAUUCUAUUGGGACGUUGCGUGUUUGUGUGAUUGAUGAGAUUGGCAAAAUGGAGCUGCUAUCCACCCCUUUCCAACGCCAUUUGGAACAGCUGAUUCGGCAAAUCUCACAGCCAGCAGCUGCCGCGAACGUCGUACUUCUCGCCACGGUGCCCUUGGGUCGAGGUCCAUCGGGUCAACGAGGGAUUCGGCUGGUGGACGACUUGUGCUCCCGAGAUGAAGUGUGUCUCUUCGAAAUCUCCGUGGCGACGCGCGACAAAAUGACCGAUUUGGUGUACACGACCAUCACUAACCUCUUGUGA